Molecule: messenger RNA, 443 nt
Organism: Sphaerodactylus townsendi
Lineage: Eukaryota; Metazoa; Chordata; Lepidosauria; Squamata; Sphaerodactylidae
Product: parvalbumin beta-like
Exons: 4
Coding region: 2-331 (109 amino acids)
Cellular component (GO): nucleus; cytoplasm
Molecular function (GO): calcium ion binding
Source: RefSeq, a predicted model, not a curated record
AAUGGCUUUCUCUGGAAUCCUGAACGAUGCAGAAAUUGCUGCUGGACUGGAGAGUUGCAAAGGUCCUAAUUCUUUCAACCACAGGACCUUUUUUUCGAAAGUGGGGAUGAACACCAAAUCUGACGAUCAGGUGGCAAAAGUGUUUGGAAUCCUUGACCAGGACAAGAGUGGGUUCAUUGAGGAAAUUGAAUUGAAGAAAUUCCUGCGGGUUUUUAAGCUAGGUAGCAGAGAUUUGACUGAUGAGGAGAUCAAGGUGUUUCUCAAAGCAGGUGACACUGAUGGAGAUGGCAAAAUCGGAUUGGAUGAGUUCCGGGUCCUGGUUAAAAGUUAAAGAGAUCAGGAGGAAGACCAAGCUAACUGUACUGCAAAACAUCCUUCCUUAUUGCAAGACUACUUUAUAUUUCUACAUUUUAUACAGUGAAAUGGCAUUGACAGUCGCCAGU